Aspergillus ochraceoroseus IBT 24754 is the source of this 3813-nucleotide messenger RNA. Its product is annotated as tetratricopeptide repeat protein. The transcript has 12 exons. NCBI's taxonomy places the organism in Eukaryota, Fungi, Ascomycota, Eurotiomycetes, Eurotiales, Aspergillaceae. Bases 1 to 3561 code for a protein of 1186 amino acids. Gene Ontology annotation, molecular function: protein binding. The record is from RefSeq and is a predicted model, not a curated record.
AUGAGUAUGGACCGCCACGCUCCCUACCCAAAGAAGCCAUCGUUAGACAGUAAAUAUCAACUGCCCAAUGAGGCGAAAAGUGAAUUAGAGAAGGACAUCCACCUCAGUGGCUCGUCCCAUGGCACAUCAAACAGAUUAGAAGCGAAGACACGUAUCCUAAGAGCAUCGGAUAUCCUCUUGUCCUUAGCCGGCAGGUCCACAAGCGAGAGACUCGAAAGCUCACCCGGAGUUGAGAGCUUCCAAGAAGCUCUGCGCUUGUUUCCUCCUUUCCGUGAUGAUGAUGGGGCCACCUUUGGUGCAAUGGAGGUCAAAUGCCCCGAUUGCGAUGCAGUAUUUUCCUCUUCAAACGAGCUGAAACAACAUUAUCUGACGAGAUUUUGUGCCGGAGCUGCUGUGGCUGUAUACGUGAUGACACGCGAUCGCUUAAUUACCAAGGGCUAUCGCAUGGAAAAGCGACUUGUCCCAUUGGAGUGUCGCCCCAUACGGUUCUUCUGCCACACUUGUGAAAGACAAUUCCCCGUCAGUGACGAUGGGGAAAUCAUAGAAAGACCGCGAAAUUCGCCAUGCUUUGUUGAAUGCACCUACUGCGGUACCAAGUGUAAUAUCUUAUAUGAACCGGUCCUAAACGACCCCCGAGACGACCCAAGUUUCCGAGAUAUCCAGAAGGAGAUAGGAAGCAUCGGACAUAGUCGAAGCCCUAGCCUAGUUCAGAAGAGCUCGAUGACCUCGAAAUUCUCCAUGGCAGAAUCUACUGGAGAGCCCUCACUGGCUAAGAGGGCGAGGAAGCUGCGUGAUUCAUGGUCAUUCCGAAAAUUAUCUCAAGGCGACGAAGACGAGUUACUAGCAAUUAGCUUUGCCGGGUUAUUUGAUUUAGAGCGAGUCCACGCCCCCAAUGGGAUAUACCAACAACUUUCGUCUACGAGUGGAAUGGUCCCUAGAUAUAUAUGCAAUUCCCCCUCGAUCCCACAUGCAGGAUCUAACGAUGUAAAAGUUAUCGAGUCUAGCAGGUCCGGGAGACUUAUGUGCGAGGACGACAACGAUCAUCACAGAAGCGGCCUUGCCGACUCACAGGAGCUUCCCGACGAGAGCAGAAAGCCCGAGGACGAUACUGUACCGUCAUGUAAACGGCAAUCGUUCCUCCAGAAAAUAUUUGGCCGUAAGGUGCCAAAAGGUCUAUCUCGAGCUCGAUCUACUUCGAAUCGAGGCAAGAAAUUAAUGAAACACGCAAACACCAUACGAUUCUCCUUCGUCGCCAAACAUACAAGAAGCGACAGCAGAACAACGGUGCGGGAUAUCGAAGGGUCAUCUGAGGAAGUUCUAGCUACUGAGGUAAUCGAGAGAAGCCAGAAUACCAGCUCUGCCACAUUUCAAGAUGCCGAGUACGUUACACUACUACACAGUAGCCAGAGCAUCUUUGUGCAUAUGCAGUAUCUUUCUGGAGGAGCAAUUGUUCAUGAUGCAUCGGGACGCCAAAGAAUUCUGCAGGUGGACGAGGUUGCGAAGCUCUUUCUGCACCUGCAGAACGAACUUUCAGCAGCGGCAACCUGGUCACGGACAGUAACAACGCGUACGAAAGCAGAAGCUUUGCUCAAGCGGGGAGACUCUAGAGCAGCAGUGGUUGAGUUCCAUGAUGCCAUGAGAAUGCUGGACGACACGCCCGUGCUAGAUAUCGACAGACAAUCCCGCGCAGCAAUCCUACACUCCCUGGGACAGGCCUAUCGUGACCUUGACAUGGCCGCAGAAUCAGAAGCAUGCUAUUUGGAAUCGUUGGGUCUCUACAAGCGAGCCCUGGGACGCGACCACCCAAAGAACUUUGCAGUCCUCCACGAUCUAGGAAGUCUAUGCGAAAGAGACGGUUACGCAACCGAAGCAGCAGCGCUGUACGAACGUUCAUUCGCAGGUCGACUGAAAACGCUUGGGCAUAACGCCCCAGAGACUCUUAGCAGCAUGCAGGACCUAGCUGCUCUGAAGGUUCUUCUAGGAGACCUCGAAUCCGCUCUUCUCCUCCUCGAAAAGGCCGUGCCAGCCCUCGAUACUGUCUUUGGGAUACAGAAUGCAACUACCCUCAACGCGAUGAACCAGCUAUCUCUUUUGUACCAGAAACUCGGACUCGACAAAGAAUCUCGCGCGAUAUGCAGCAAGACCAUCCCUAACUGCCGCAGCGUCUUCGGCAUCAACAGCCCCGUCACCAGAGACGCAGUGGUAAGGUAUCUCCAAAGCUCGGAUAACUUCGACUUCCCCCCAGAAAUCAAAGACAUCCUUGACCAUUACAAACGCUCCCGCGACCCCGAUUGCCUCCGCGUGAUUCACAGGUUAGGAAGAUCCUACAUGGACUCGGGCCUGAACCGCGACGCAGCAAACCUCUUCGAAACCCUCGUGGAGGACUUUCUCGCCGCCAAAGGCCCCGAAGCUCCAGAAACCUUUGACGCUCUCAGCGCCCUCUGUGUCUCACGCGAACACCUUGACUCUAUUGAUAAAGCCAUCCUCGCAUACAAACAACUCGUGCACAUGGCCAGUCGAACACCAGAGGACCACCACUCGCGGAAAAGAAUCGCCUAUGCAGAGAAACGGAUCUCUGAACUGAACCGCCGACGUGAGAUUCUCUCCUCGGAAAGAAAAGAAUGGGGGCUUGACAACCCCGGCCGGUGCGAGAGCUGUGGUUCUCCAGCUACAAGUCUUUGUCCUACCUGCAAAAUUACCCACUUCUGCAACGACUCCUGUCGUAAACUCUCCUCACAUUCCCACAAACCCCAAUGCAUCGUCUCCGUCUCCCUCCGAGAAUCCAAAUCUCUCGCCGUGAAAACCAAAUGUCCAACCUCAGCGCGAGACCAAGCCCUCUCCAAAAUUGGCCACUGCGAUACUACUAGUGGUGGCAGCACCAAUAGUGUCAGUAUCAGCCAAACCCUAAAAACCAUCAACGUAAUCGCAAGCUACACCUUCUACCUGGAUCCGCGCAACUUCACCACCUUCCGAAUGAAACUCAAUCCCGACGUCAACACCGUGAUUCUAUUCUCGCUUGAUUCAGAUAUCCAGUAUGCAACAAUUACUCAUAAUAAUUCGGCAUGCGAGUCGAACAAGCCAACGAAGCGUAGCAGCAGCAGUACAAGACCCUUGACAUCUUCAUCCAAAACAAAACUUUCCUCCUCCUCCUCCUCUUCGUCAUCGUCGUCGUCAUCAUCAAACAACAACAACAACAACAACAACAACAACACUACCACUACUACCACUCCGACCCCAGGAACAGCAUCAACCCCCAUCCAAUGGCUCACGCCGCAACGCCAAGAAUCCAUCUCCUACAUCCCGUCUCCAUCCCCGUCGUCCGCAGAAAAAACGCCCCCAAAACAAAGCGAGGAGAAAUACAUCCUCGUCACCCCGGGCAAAGAAAUGCUCAAGUCCAUCAUCGACAAGCGAAUCAGUGCGCGCGGGGGGGGUGGCGACAAAGAACUCUUCCGGCCCUUGGAUUUGCCCAACGCUGAGCUUAUCGAGUAUGCGCAGGGCCUGCUCUUGACGGGGUAUUUAGGGGAGGCAUUUAUGUAUGUUAUUGAGUGGGGGUGGAAGUGAGCGGACCUACCUACCUGGUUACGUUACGGAGUAGUUGGCUCUCUAUGUCUUGUCUAUUUCUACUUACAUUGCGGUUGGGAGCUUUCGUUUGUGUUUCUUUAUUCUUUUCUUUUCUUCUUUUUUCAUUGUUCAAGUAUGGGAGGAGGGGUAUAUAGUUGUUUUUAUUGUUUUAAUGUAUCUUUUUGCUUGGGAAGCUGAGCUUCUGGAGUGGUUGGUUGGUUGAUUGAUUUAUUGAUAUCAAAUACAUUUAUC